UCCAACCAACCAAAAAUGGCGGUUCUCUUUGUAGCAAACGCUUCCCACUACAGUACCACGAACAACGAAUCCUUUCCAUUCCAGAACUCUCUCUUCCAUAUCGGCAUCUCAGUCCCUUGCACUCGUUUCCUUCUUCAUCGCCGUCGUUAUUCCCAAAACUGCAUUUUCCACUCGCCGUUUAGUCUCCGACGUCGUUUAGCUCCGCCAUUUCCUUCGCGUCCAGUCCUCGGCCUCGGCCUCUGCUUCGCCGCCAAGCCCGGCCAUCCUCCGCCGCCUCCGCAAUCCGACCCGCCUCCUGAGCCGCCGCGGCUCACAGGUCCUGCAGCAUCUUUUUCUAAAUUUCAGGAUAGAAUACAGAUAUUCUUUGCUGUCCUCUUCUGGAUGGCUUUGUUCUUCUGGACUUCUGCAUGGGAUGAGAGGAAUAGACCAAACAAAGGUUCCCGAUUUAGAAGAUAGAGGUAGUAAAGAUGUAUUUAUUUGUAUAUAAUUGGUAGGACCAGAUAGAUAGUACUGGCGGAGGAAAGCAAUUAGUGUUGUAAGUGUAUUUUGGCUGAUCACAUUCUUAAAUAUUGUGUAAAAAGAAUAAUAAUUAAUACGAGGGAUGAAUGGUUAGUGCUCCAAUUUGCCCUAUUGUUUCGGGUUACUAAGAGAUCCUUUGAUUUUGUGCAAUUUGUUUUGGAUUUUGGUGCUACUA
Messenger RNA from Morus notabilis, 694 nucleotides. RefSeq lists its product as uncharacterized. Bases 16 to 456 code for a protein of 146 amino acids. The record is from RefSeq and is a predicted model, not a curated record. NCBI's taxonomy places the organism in Eukaryota, Viridiplantae, Streptophyta, Magnoliopsida, Rosales, Moraceae. The transcript is spliced from 2 exons.